Molecule: messenger RNA, 1635 nt
Organism: Myotis davidii
Lineage: Eukaryota; Metazoa; Chordata; Mammalia; Chiroptera; Vespertilionidae
Gene: CTSW
Product: cathepsin W
Exons: 8
Coding region: 235-1479 (414 amino acids)
Cellular component (GO): lysosome
Molecular function (GO): cysteine-type endopeptidase activity
Source: RefSeq, a predicted model, not a curated record
UCCUCUCUAAAACCAAUAAAAAUAUAUUUUAAAAAAUUAAAAAAGAAAAGAAAAGGGGGUGUGAGUAGACAGGUAGAAGGCCUUGUAGAGAUAAAAGCCUGAAAGCCUCUCGCUUGCGGGGUCCACCUCCCCCUCCCAGCCUGGUUUCCCCUCAGUGGUUUCUCCAGCUCCGCCCUCUCAGCACCUCCAGCCUGGUCUUAGUUUCCUGUCCCCAGCACUCUGGUCGGCAGCAGCAUGGCACGAACUGUCCAUCUCUCCUGCUUCCUGGUCCUGUUGGUGGCAGGUCUAGCCCAAGGCAUCGAGGACUCCCUCAGAGUCCAGAACCCAGGUGCAGGGCCGCUGGAGCUGAAAGAGGUCUUCACUCUGUUCCAGAUCCAGUAUAACCGAAGUUACUCGAACCCAGCAGAGUAUGCUCACCGCUUGGAUAUCUUUGCCCGAAACCUGGCCCACGCUCAGCGGCUGCAGGAGGAGGACUUGGGCACAGCCGAGUUUGGGGUGACUGCAUUCAGUGACCUCACAGAGGAGGAGUUUGACCAGCUGUAUGGGAAUCAGAGGGCAGCUGGAAGGGCCCCCAAUGUGGACAGAGAGGUAGGAUCUGAUGAGUGGCAGGAGUCAGUGCCCUCCACGUGUGACUGGCGGAAGGCGCCCGGUGUCAUGUCACCUGUCAAGGACCAGAAAACCUGCUCGUGCUGCUGGGCCAUGGCGGCUGCAGGCAACAUCGAAGCCCAGUGGGGCAUUAAGACCAGACAGUCUGUGGAAGUCUCUGUGCAGGGUACAGCUGGGAGAGGGGGCAUGUGUGCCAAUGGGGGCAGGGGGCCUGGGGAUCAGUCACCCACAUUGUCCCUUCUUGCACCAGAACUACUCGACUGUGGCCGCUGUGGGGAUGGCUGCAGUGGCGGCUUCGUCUGGGACGCAUUCAUAACUGUCCUCAACAACAGUGGCCUGGCUAGCGAAAAGGACUACCCAUUCCAGGGGGCGGUCAGAGCCAAGUGCCAGGCUAAGAAGCACAAAAAGGUGGCCUGGAUCCAGGAUUUCAUCAUGCUGUCGGACAACGAGCAGAGAAUUGCCUGGUACCUGGCCACUGAGGGCCCCAUCACUGUGACCAUCAACAAGAAGCUAUUGCAGCAAUACCAGAAUGGUGUGAUCAAGGCCACACAAACCACCUGUGACCCUCAAAAUGUGGACCAUGUUGUCCUGCUGGUGGGUUUUGGUAAGACCAAGUCGGUGGAGGGGAGGCAGGCAAAGGGCGUCCCAGGCCAUUCUCGUCGUCGCUCCACCCCAUACUGGAUCCUGAAGAACUCCUGGGGGGCCAACUGGGGUGAGAAGGUGAGUGUGAUAUUGGGACAGGACAGGGCAGGGCUCUCCCCGCCUUCUGGCCCUGCCCUGAUGUCCUCUGACUUCCUAGGGUUAUUUCCGGCUGCACCGAGGGAGCAAUGCCUGUGGUAUCACCAAGUACCCGAUUACUGCCCGAGUGGAUAAACCAGCUAAGAAGGUCUCCUGCCCUCCCUGAGCCCGCCCCUCGCUCUCGCCUGCUAUGCCUGCUGCGUCCUUGCUGGCCACCCCCAAAGUCUUCUCCUGUCCUCCCAACCCUCUUGCUAUGCGUUGAAUAAACAAAGACAAGAUUCUGUACUCUCA